Molecule: messenger RNA, 2382 nt
Organism: Fragaria vesca subsp. vesca
Lineage: Eukaryota; Viridiplantae; Streptophyta; Magnoliopsida; Rosales; Rosaceae
Exons: 3
Coding region: 1-1749 (582 amino acids)
Cellular component (GO): mitochondrion
Molecular function (GO): GTP binding
Source: RefSeq, a predicted model, not a curated record
AUGAUGAUAGCUCGAUCUCACUCCCUCUCAAAGCUAAAGCCCCUCAUCUCCAUCUCCCUCAUUUCCCAAUCCUUCAAAUCCAAACCUCCAUCUCCACAUCUCCCUCCAAACCCUAACCCCCAAUUCCAAACCCCCUCAAAGCUUCAACCUUUAACUUUCUUCAAACCCUUCUCCUCCUCCUCCUCCUCCUCCCAACCUCUUCCUCCCCUCUCUCUCAGCCGCGACGGAAAUUACGAUGAAGCCCCCGCCGCCCCCGUCUGCCCCGGCUGCGGGGUCCACAUGCAGGAAUCCGACCCCAAAACCCCGGGAUUCUUCCUCAAACCCUCGAAAAAGGACCCGAGAAGUUACAAAUUGGGGCCCCACCUCGAACCGAUUGCCCUAGAAUCCGAAUUCAACGAGGCCCUGAAGAAGGGUUUCGUGAUCGAACCUGAAGACUUGAGCUUGGUUUCGAAAUUGGAUGGAUUGGGUUCAGAAUCGAAGCCCGAAAAGCCGGUGGUGUGUGCCAGGUGCCAUUCGUUGAGGUAUUACGGGAGAGUGAAGGAUCCGACGGUGGAGAAUCUGCUGCCGGAUUUCGAUUUCUACCACACGGUUGGGAGGAAGCUGGCAUUGGCUUCCGGGACGAGGCAGGUGGUGCUGAUGGUGGUGGACGCGGCGGAUUUCGACGGCUCGUUUCCGAGGAAGGUGGCAAAGCUUGUCUCGGAUACGAUUGACGAGAAUGCAGCGGCCUGGAAACAGGGGAAAGCAGGAAAUGUGCCGAGAGUGGUGCUGGUUGUGACCAAGAUUGAUCUGUUGCCGAGCUCGUUGGGGCCCACUAGGUUGGAGCAUUGGGUUAGGAGUAGGGCAAGGGAGGGCGGGGCGGAGAAGAUUACGAGUGUGCAUUUGGUGAGUGCAGUGAGGGAUUGGGGGUUGAGGAAUCUGGUGGAUGAUGUGGCUAGCUUGGCAGGGCCGAGGGGGAAUGUGUGGGCGAUAGGGGCGCAGAAUGCGGGGAAGAGUACUUUGAUCAAUGCGAUAGGGAAGUAUGGCGGUGGGAAGAUUACUCAUUUGACAGAAGCGCCUGUGCCUGGAACUACAUUGGGGAUUGUGAGAGUGGAAGGUGUGCUUCCGGGUAAGACUAAGCUGUUUGAUACGCCGGGGCUUUUGAAUCCUCAUCAGAUUACUACUAGGUUGACUAGAGAGGAGCAAAGUCUUGUAAACAUUAGCAAGGAGUUGAAACCGAGGACCUAUAGGAUCAAGGAUGGUUAUUCAGUUCAUAUUGCUGGGCUUAUGAGGCUGGAUAUAGAAGAAUCAUCUGUUGAUUCUGUUUAUGUUACGGCAUGGGCAUCUCCUUAUCUUCCAUUACACAUGGGAAAAACGGAAAAUGCAUCCGAAAUGGUAGAGAAACAUUUUGGUCGUCAGUUACAGCCACCAAUCGGAGAGAAUAGAGUUAAGGAGCUUGGACAGUGGGUGAGAAAGGAGUUUCACAUCAGUGGAAACAGCUGGGAUUCAAGUUCGGUGGAUAUUGCUGCUGCAGGUCUUGGCUGGUUUGCUGUUGGACUUAAAGGAGAGGCAGUUUUGAGCGUCUGGACUUAUGAUGGAAUCGAUGUUGUUCUUCGCAAUUCAUUGCUUCCGAAUAGAUCAUUAAAUUUUGAAGUCUCCGGGUUUACAGUCUCUAAAAUUGUCUCUAAGGCUGACAAAGCUUCAAAUAAGUCACAGCGUCAGGGUGAGAAGAAGAAACAAAUCGACCACCAAAAGGACUCUGUCACCUGUUAAUAUCAUAUUAAAGAACUGUCGCAGGAUGAACUUCUUUAUAAGGCUACUUGGGAUAGGAGACGUGAAAGUGUUCCAACUAUUGUUGAUCCAUUGCACUACACAUGAGUGAGGAAUGCUGGGAAACUACACACUUUUGACAUCCCGUUCAAACUGGGAUGAUUAUCAUUAGCGGCUUCAUUGCAUUGGUACUGAAAGAUCGUUUGUAAAAGGAUGAAACCUAUAGCUUAUUGAUCAACUAUCAGUCGGGUUUCUCAUCCUGUGGCAUGCAUUACUGUGUAUUCCCUUGUAUACUAUAACCUGUAAGUGUCAAGACUAGCAAUUUUCUGUUGCUGUGUUCUCUUUUGACACUACUGCUUUUUGGAUGGCCAAGAGAGCCAAUUUUGGGACCCUAGUAUUAUUCAGGGAUCAACCUUCUGACUUUCUGAGCCAUGGUUACUGCAUUAUUUUUGACAAACUUCAUAGUCCGUCCCACAUGAUGUUUGUUAUGCGGCCAUGGUGGAUCGGUGGGACUUUGAGUUAUCAAAGAGACGAAGACACGAUAAGAUUCGGUGCUUUUUCAUCUCGUUGCUUUGUUUCUACAGAUGUGUGGUUUCUGUCAAUACAUUUCUUAGUGUCCUCCCUUGACCCCUGUUU